AUGGAUGAAUCAUACUUCAACAUCCCCAAAGACAGAAAAUGGUCGUCGCACACUUUUGCAGAAUAUCCUCUUUGUCGAUUACUUUACGAAGAGUCUCUGGAUCUUGAGAAAGAUAUAUCUGUUGCAGGUCAGACUUACUCCCACAUCAUCUUCAAAUCUUCGUACAUACAUAAUGUAUCUUUCAUUCAUAUUCCACAUGUUUCACAGUUUUCGUCUAUGAAGGGACUUGGAAUAUUUAUAUCUUGUUGUCUUAGAAAUUUUGUGUAG
Molecule: messenger RNA, 267 nt
Organism: Sphenostylis stenocarpa
Lineage: Eukaryota; Viridiplantae; Streptophyta; Magnoliopsida; Fabales; Fabaceae
Source: the annotation of a GenBank genome assembly